Messenger RNA from Paramecium tetraurelia, 744 nucleotides. RefSeq lists its product as uncharacterized. NCBI's taxonomy places the organism in Eukaryota, Ciliophora, Oligohymenophorea, Peniculida, Parameciidae. The record is from RefSeq and is a predicted model, not a curated record. The transcript has 2 exons.
AUGAAAUACAUAGCAAUUCUUCUGUUGAUUCUUGCCUUGACAAAUGCAACAAACAUGAGAUAACAUAAGAAACACAAAAAAACAUAAAAUGUUGAAAACUUGGUUGAACUUGAUUCCAAAUUUGUGGGAGAAGCAUAAGACCUUAGUAGCAAUGUUGGAGUCAUUUCAGUAACAGAGGAAACAAAUAAUGAUUUUGUGAAGUAGAACAACAUCAAGAAGGCUGAAACAAAGGAAAGAAAUGCCGUAAUGAAUGCAAUUAAAAAAUCCAAAUCACACAAAUCCUUAAUUUAACUUAGUGAUAAUGAAAUAUAUGUAGAGGAGACCUUGGAUCAAACUCCAUAGAAGGAGAUAAACUUUGCAGAUUUAUUCACAAACGAUGGUUCAUCACCAGAUAUGGGAAAGCAAGCAAUAAUCGAAGACUCUCCAAGUCCCCCUAUGGUUCAUUUAACCCAAGACGAAAAUUUGGAUUAUGUGAGAGCCAUCGAUAAGUUAGAUUUAUUAGAUGAGAAUGGUCAACCAUUAUAAGUAUUGCCUGAAGAGUAGACACUUUUAGAAAUGAGACAAUUUGAAAGCAGAUUUUAAUAGGAUGAAACUCCAUAAAUGGAUGCAGCACCAUCAUGGGAUUUAUAAAGUGCCUAUGAGAAGACUCCGGGAUAAAGCGAAUUAUCACCUGAAGAAUUGUAGAGACAAACUGAUUAGAUGGUCGAUAGUUUGAGAGGAGAAUUGGAAGAUGAAAAUAUUUGA